Messenger RNA from Ylistrum balloti, 1668 nucleotides. RefSeq names its product multiple epidermal growth factor-like domains protein 10. The record is from RefSeq and is a predicted model, not a curated record. The coding region runs from base 1 to 1668 and encodes 555 amino acids. NCBI's taxonomy places the organism in Eukaryota, Metazoa, Mollusca, Bivalvia, Pectinida, Pectinidae. The transcript is spliced from 15 exons. Gene Ontology annotation, molecular function: scavenger receptor activity.
AUGCCAUACAAUGUGAAUACAUGUCGUGAGCCGUCUGUGAAGACUACAUAUCAAAGUUCAUCGCUGAAUGCAGGUACAGGCAGUAGUAGAGCUGUAGACGGUUGUACUAAUCAGAGAUAUAGUUCUGGAUGCUGUAUGCACACAUCUGUUAAUGGACAAGUGGAAGCAUGGUGGCUGGUAGAUUUUGCGGAACAGAUCGUAGUAGAGAGUAUCCAAAUUUACUACAGAGAUGAGGGUGUUUCACAACAGCAAUCACGAUUCGGUGGCUAUCAAAUAUUUAUGACAAAUACGACGUCUGAAAAUUUGGAUAUAUCCCCCUGUUAUCAAGACACGACAUCUUCUCGUAGUGCGGUGGAUUUGACUCCAACGAUUACAGCAUGCUGUCCGGUGGGGAAAUUUGGGAGUGGUAAUUGUGAUCUGAACUGUGAUAGUUCAUGUAUCCUCAACCGGUGUGACCCAACGAAUGGUGUAUGUACAUCUUGUCUAGCUGGUUAUCACGGCACAUUGUGUGACCAGCUGUGCCCGUCAGGAUGCAAAGACAACAUAUGUGAUCAAAUGACUGGACAGUGUCAUGCAUGUUUCAAUGGUUUCUUUGGGAGUACUUGUAACCAGACAUGUUCAGUCAACUGUCAAAACAGCGUAUGCGGACAGCUUGCUGGGGAAUGCGAAGCAUGCGUUCCUGGUUUUUAUAGCAGUACAUGUGAUCAAUUUUGUCCGAGUAAUUGUAAAGACAACACUUGUAAUCAGCUCGACGGAUCAUGUAUAGCGUGUGUUCCUGGUUAUUAUGGCAGUUCAUGUGAUCUGUCGUGUCCAUCGAAUUGCAAAGAUAACACUUGUAUCCAGCUUGACGGAUUAUGCACAGAAUGUAACUCUGGUUACUAUGGCUCUAGCUGCAACCAGAUAUGUCCCGUCAAUUGUAAAAGUACAAUUUGCAACAGAAGCAGUGGAGAAUGUACAGAAUGUGAAGCGGGGGUAUUUGGGGUGCUCUGUGACAAUUCCUGUUCCGCGCUUUGUAGCAGUGAUGGUUGCAGUCAAGAAACGGGAUUUUGUAAAGCUUGUACACCUGGGUACUACGGGCAAACUUGCAUGGAAAAUUGUGGUCAAUGCUCAAGUGUGUCGUGUAAUAUUGCAGAUGGAACAUGUGAUUGCAGUGAUGGUUGGGAGGGAGACACAUGCAAUACAAGGAAGGCGGUGGUUGAUACCCCACAUAACAACACAUGGACAUACGUUGGAGGUGCUAUAGGAGCUAUCAUAGCCAUUGCUCUUCUUGUUGCAGUUUUCAUUGUCCUUAAAAGAAGAAGGCAAGGAACAUCGUACCAGAAAAAUCCUCCAGAAAUCGUCGACAACACAUUUGACAAAGUUGAAAUGACACCUGAUAUUGUUCCGAGACAAUCCAUGUACGAUCAUACCGCGGCCAGGCACACGGCUGCUACGGAUGAGAAUGAAAUUGCAUAUGCAAACGUGAAGGACACCGCCCCUAGAACAGAGGAGGAGGCCGCCUACCACAACUUUAAAGCUAAAGCUGCCUAUAUGUCUGUGCACGAAUUGCAAGCUAUAAUCGACACGAAGAUGGCGAACGGUGCGGCAGGUUUUCAGGAAGAAUUUAAGAUAUGUAACGCAGAAUGUCGGCCAUUUGACUAUGCCAAACCUGUGGAGCAGUUCCUUUGA